GGGGCUUGUCUCAUUAGUGUUUAGUGUCAGAUCUCGCAAAGAUGUGCGCCGGGAGAUCUAAAAUGUUUCAAAAUAAAUUUUCAACGCGGCUCGCGUUCUACGCAAUCGCUUUACUAUUACUUUCCUGCGCCACCCAACGCGCGUCGUCGAUGUCACUCGAACGUUUGGGUGUCGAUCAGAAUGACUUGAAUUCCGCGUCACUGGCGUCCGCCGACCACUAUGAAGAGCAAACGGAAACGGAUAAUGCUGCUGCAGAUAUUGUGGGGGAUGAUAGGGAAUUGGAAGCUGUGCCCACUAGCGGCAAUACGGAUACCUAUCUGUUGGUGCCAGCCGGUGGUGCCGCCGAGCGUGAAAGUGUUGAGAAAAAUACAAUUGAAAGUGCGGGUGACUCAAAUGGUGCUGCCGAAGAGCCACAACCCAACGAAGCGACCGACAUGUUGAUGGUUGAGUCCAAUGACGCGCCUAUGCAUGUGUCCUUCCUCGCUGUGCCCGUUGAGCAAAGUGAAUUGGUUGAUGGCGAACAAGUGGCGAAUGCCGAAGAAAUAAUUAACGAUGAUGAGAGUGCCAACGAUGAACAAGUGCCCGACUUAGCUGAUAAGAUUUUGGAAAUUCCCGCAGAACCGGAACUUCAGGAAGUCGUACCCGUAGUCGCUGAAGAAGUGCCAUUAGCAUCCAUUGAAAAACUCGAUACCGCAGCCGCAUCUGCGGAGCUUGAACAUGAUUCGCAUAAUGAGGAUACCGUUAGUGCCGAACAUGAAACCAUAGCCGACAUGAUCGCCGAUGCGGUGUUGGAAGUCGAGAAGGAUAUGGAAAGUGCGCAAUUGUCCGAUGAGUUGCCAAGCAAUGUAGUGCCAGUAGAAAGUGAAAUCGUGGAAGAUAGUGAGACAAAUGAUAAUAAGAACGAAGAAGCUGCUGAGCAGGAUGCUAUUGAAAGUUUGUCUGCAAUGGAAGAGGAGUUAUUGCCAGAAGUUGUUUCAGUGCCCGUAGAAGCUGUGCACAUUGAGCAAGAAAAUAGUGAAGACAACAACGAACCUUUACUCGUAAGUGACAGCAAAGUGGAAGAUGUGAAUGUCGAGGAAAACGAAAUUAAAGAAGAUGAAGCAAACGAGCAGACUCCAGAGCAUGAAAUUUCUGAAGAUUUGGUAAACAAACCUGAGGAUAUUAUUGUAAAUGUAGAGCCGGUGGCAGAAGAAAUUGUGGCUAUACAACCAGAAAUCACUAAUGAAGAAGAUAAUCAAAGUGCGGAUGAGUCAAUUGGAUUAUCCGACACUAUUGUUCAAAUGCAAAGUGAAGAGAAUGCGAUUGCACAAAGUAAUUCAGAUGCUGAAAACACAAAUGCUGAAGGUGUGACUAAAGAGGAAGAAAAUGCUUCAGUGCUUAUGGACGAAAUCAAAGCAGAUACCAGUGAAGUUGAAGUGAAUCCUGUAGCGGAAGCCAUUGAGAAAGAAGUUGAGGCUAACUUAGCUGAAAUGAUUGCCGAAGAUAAUAAGGUUGAAGAAACCAUUGCUAAGGAACCGACACCAAACGAAGCCCACGAAGAGCAAAAUAAACAGGACGAUGAAAUUACAGAGGACAAGCAUGUUGAAGAAACUCAAAUGGCUGAGGAAGCACAGCAAACUGAAAACGAUCAGGUUGCGGAAGAAAGUCAAACAGCAGAAGAAUCACAAGCUGUUGAAGAAAGUCAAACCGCAGAAGAAUUACAAACUGUUGAAGAAAGCCAAGCUCCAGAAGAAACUCAGGCGGCCGCAGAAACUGAAGCGUUUGAAGGGGACCAACUAGCGGAAGAAACGCAAAUAACUGAGGACAACAAAGAGCAAGAAACAAAUGGUGAAGAUAAUGUGGAAGCCGAAAAGGUAAAGCCGGAAGCUGUUAACAAUCAAUUAGAUGAAAUUUCGCAGGAUGCUGCUAUAAACGAAGAAAAUCUGCAAGAAGCAAAUGUGGAAAACUUGGCAGAGGAAACUUUACCUGUUGGAGAAGUGGCUAAGGUAGCUACACAAGAAGAUACACAUGCCGAGGAAAUUCCUCAACAAGAAACAACGGCUGAAGAUGUCAAAGAAGACAAUAAGCUAGAGGAUCCAGCUAGUGAAGAUAUCAAACAAGAUGCGCCGAUCGUAGAAGAAACACAACCAGAAGAAAUCAAAGAAGAACAAAUGGAACCACAAUUGCCUGAAGCCAGUAGCCAGCUGUCAGAAGCGGAACAACAGCCGGAAGUGACUUAUGAAGAAUUACAAGAAACUGCGGUCAAUGAAGCUGAAGUAAACGAAGAUGCAACACAAAAUGCCAGUCAGCAAAUAACAGUAGAGAAAUUGGAAGAAGAAUCUACACCAACAAAAGUUGAAACUGCACCCGAAACCCAGGAAUUAGUGGAAGAAAAAUUGGAAGAAGUGCAAAAUCCAACAGAGAUCGAAACACAACCCGAAGCACAAAACUUGGAAGAACCACAAGUUAAACCAAGUGUAGAGUUAGUGCAAGAGGAGGAACAAAAACCUGAAGCAACACUGGAACUUGUAGAAAAUCAAGAGGAACAAGAGCAACAACAACAGGAAGAAGCUCAAGACACCACAGCUGAAGAGUUGCAACAGCAAACUAUAGAGGAAGAAGCUCAGGAAGCGCAACCUCAAGAGUCGCAACCGCAGGCUGUAGAAGAAGUAGCACAGGAUACCCCAACUGAAGAGGUACAACAGCAGGUUGAGCAAGAAGAAACAAAGGACACUCUUAAUGAUGAGGUACAACAACAGGCUGAGCAGGAAGAAGCACAGGAGACUCUUAAUGUAGAAGUACAACUGCAGGCUGAGCAGGAAGAAGCACAGGAGACGCUUAAUGAAGAGGUGCAACAACAGGUUGUAGAGGAAGAAUCACAGCAGGCUGUAAAUGAAGAAGUACAAGAACAGGCUGUAGAGGAAGAAGCUCAGGAAACACAACCUGAAUUACCACAGCAACAGACUGAAGAGCAGCAGCAACCAGAGUCUGAGCCAGAAGUAGAGCAACAACCAUUGAAAGAAACUGAAAUUCCAGAAGAACAAGUAGAAGAACACUUGGAAGAGGAAGUGAUGCCACUGCAGGAACCAGUCGAGCAAUUGAAACAAGAAGAAUCCGUUAUCCCACAACAACCACAACAACAGACCUCAGAAGAACAACCUCAAAUUGAGGCACAAACGCCUGUGGCCCAACAAAUACUCGCCGACGAACCAGCAGAAGUACCCACCGAGAUUGCGACAGAGUCGCAGAACACCGGACCAAUCGAACCCACCAAUUCGUUGCUUACAACGAUCAUACAAGUGCCACAACAACAAGCAGCACCAGUGGUAAAAGUCGAAAAUGAUGAAGCACCAUUAACGCCAACACUCGUCAGUGUCAACAAUCCACCCGCCGCUGCAGCGGCACCUACAGUAGCACCACUAAAUGUCAUGGAUAGCGUGCUCAAUUAUGUGAAUGCCUCAUUUAUGCAACUCAAUGCCAAUAAACAACAACAACAACAGUUAACCACACAAAAUCUAAAGGAUGAUGAUGAUGAUAAUUUGAAUGCACAGUUAAGACGCUACGAUGGUGCUCAGGUCUGGAGAAUUGUUGUGCAAAGUGAUCACGAUAGGAAAAUGGCGGAUGAGCUGCAAACUAAAUACGGUGGUCAACUGUGGAAGGAGGUGAAGCAAGAGGUCGAUUACUUGUUGAAGCCACAAGUUUUGGCCGAUGCCGCACAGCAUGUGCGCGCCGCAAAUCUGUCCCGUAUUGUACUCAUCGAUAAUUUACAAAAUGUCAUCGAAACGGAAAAUCCCAGCGCAGCGGAAAUCGCACAAUACCAAAACCGAAAGGGACAUCGCUUGACAUGGAAGGCCUAUCAUCGUCUCGAUGACAUACACGGUUUCUUUGAUACUAUGGCCAAAACAUACCCCGAUAUUUGCUCUGUGGAAACUAUUGGCUAUUCGUUGCAGAAACGCCCAUUGAAAAUCUUAAAAAUUUCCAACGGUAAUCCCGGCAAUCCCGGCGUUUGGAUCGAUGGUGGCAUGCACGCACGCGAGUGGAUUAGUCCCGCAACGGUCACAUACAUUGCCAACCAAUUGAUUGAGGAUUGGGAGAACUUGCCCGACUAUAUGCGCAAUGUCAAUUGGUACAUACACGCCGUGGCUAAUCCCGAUGGCUAUGAGUACACACACACCACCGAUCGUCUCUGGCGCAAGAAUAUGCGUUCGCACGGUCGUCAAUGUCCUGGCGUCGAUUUAAAUCGUAAUUUUGGUUACAAAUGGGGCGGCAAGGGCACAUCGGCAAAUCCAUGCUCGCAAACUUAUCGCGGCAGCAAAGCAUUCUCGGAACCAGAGACAUUCUACAUUUCGAAAUUCAUCAGCAAUCAGCCACGUGGCACCUUCCAAGCGUAUCUCUCAUUCCACAGUUAUGGACAGUACAUCUUGUAUCCAUGGGGUUAUGAUUAUCAUCUAACAGCCGACAAGGCGGAUUUGGAUCGUGUGGCGCGUCAAGCGGGAACGACCAUCACCAAGAAAUCGGGUGGCAAAUACACUGUCGGCUCAUCGGCGACCACACUAUAUCCAGCAGCUGGCGGUUCGGAUGAUUGGGCCAAGGGCUUUGCUGGCAUCAAAUACGCCUACACCAUUGAAUUGGGUGACACCGGACGUUAUGGUUUCGUGCUACCCGCCAGCCACAUUGAACCCAAUGGCAGUGACGGUUACAUUUUCGCCGAAACGGUGGCGCGCGCCAUCACACAGGGCAACAAAUACAGUCGAAAACGUGCCUUGUGAAUUACGAAUUAGUUUAAUUCUCUAAAUUAAUUUAACAUAAUUUAUUUAAAUUAUUUAUUUAUUAAUUUAAUAUUUAUUUAUUGAUGCUGUCCUAGCGAGAGGAAAUAUACUUAAUUAACUAAAAGAGAAGAUAUGAGAUGAGAAAAGGGUAGUCGAAAACAAAAGCCAAUUUAGCUUAGUAACGAAAAUGCCAAUUAAAGUAAUGCCUAUUUAUUUAUUUAUUAUGCGAAAUAUUUAUUUAUUUAUUUAUUGUAUUUGUAAAAGUAAUUUAUUUGCGUAUUUAUGUUGUACUGGCCCAAAGUAGGCGACAAUUUGGCCGAUUAAUUGCAUUUAAAUGGACUGAAAGUUUGUUUAAACAAAUGAAAGCGUACAGAAAAUUCAAGUGAAUAAUAAAAUGAAAUGAAAUUGAAAAUAAUAAAA
Zeugodacus cucurbitae (melon fly) is the source of this 5168-nucleotide messenger RNA. RefSeq names its product protein P200. The transcript is spliced from 6 exons. NCBI's taxonomy places the organism in Eukaryota, Metazoa, Arthropoda, Insecta, Diptera, Tephritidae. Gene Ontology annotation, molecular function: zinc ion binding; metallocarboxypeptidase activity. Gene Ontology annotation, biological process: proteolysis. The record is from RefSeq and is a predicted model, not a curated record. Bases 42 to 4748 code for a protein of 1568 amino acids.